This is a messenger RNA of Musa acuminata subsp. malaccensis (wild Malaysian banana), 1766 nucleotides long. RefSeq names its product cytochrome b561 and DOMON domain-containing protein At5g47530. The record is from RefSeq and is a predicted model, not a curated record. Lineage: Eukaryota; Viridiplantae; Streptophyta; Magnoliopsida; Zingiberales; Musaceae.
GGUUUUGUCGCAGAAGAAAAAUGCAUAUAGGAGCUCUCCGUCGACUCGUUCGUUAUUCAUGCCUUCCUCCGCUUUUUGGAAGAAACUUCCACACGCAACGCCAGCCACACAUCGACGCCCACCUCCCUGCCACCUUUUCUUCUCUCUGAUCCUUUCUAUAAAGCUACCCAACCCGCUAUUUCUCCGGUUCACAAGCGUCUCUCUUCCUGGAAGAAACCAAGAAGACCGAAAACAAGUGAGCAGAGACACGGAGAGAAGAGGUUUGAGCACCAUUUCCUCUGCAAUUCCGGCUUCAGCCAUGAAGCCAGCCAUCAUCUUCCUGUGCCUUCUCUUGUCCGUGUUGGACCACGGUUCAGCGCAGAGCUGCGUCGGCGAGACCUUAUCCGGUAACAAGCUCUACACCACCUGCAGCUCCCUCCCCUACCUCAGCGCCUCCCUCCACUGGAACUACCACCCUUCCAAUGGCACGGUCGACAUCGCCUACCGCGCGCAGCAGAGCUCCGACGGCUGGGUCGCGUGGGCCAUCAACCCGACCGGCUCCGGCAUGGCCGGAGCCAACGCCUUCCUGGCCUUCCCGGGCUCUAACGGCGCCGUGACCGUGUACACCACCCAGUUCUCUAGUACCAACCCCCGGACGAGCGAUGUCAAGGAUGAGAACUUGACAUUCACGGUGUACAGUAAGGAGGGCGAGUACUCCGAUGGGUAUUACACCAUUUACGCGACGCUGGAGCUACCAGGAAACGACACCAAACAGAACACGGUGUGGCAGGCGUCGACGACGUUCUCCGGCGGGGUUCCUUUCAAUCACCCUAAUGGUGAUAACUACCUAUCGCAGACCAGUCUUGAUUUCCUCUCCGGCACAGCGGUGUCCACCGGAGGGAACUCGAGGCUGCACCGGAGGAACAUACAUGGAGUGCUGAAUGCCAUCAGCUGGGGAGUUCUGAUGCCCAUCGGAAUCAUCAUAGCAAGGUACAUGAAGGUGUUCAAAUCAGCUGAUCCCGCUUGGUUCUACCUCCAUGUUGCUUGUCAAGUGUCGGGAUAUAUAAUUGGGGUCUCAGGAUGGGGUCUGGGCAUUAAGCUCGGCAAAGACUCUGCUGGAAUCACCUACCACAAACACAGGGACCUCGCAAUCGCCCUCUUCUGCCUGGCCACAGUUCAGGUGUUUGCAUUGUUUCUGAGGCCCAACAAGGAUCACAAGUACAGACUCUACUGGAAGAUCUACCACCUCGCAGUUGGGUACAGCAUCGUAAUCUUGAGUGUGGUGAACAUCUUCGAAGGUUUCGACAUCUUGGAUCCUGCUAAGAAGUGGAAGCGUGCUUACGUUGCCAUCAUCGUGACGCUGGGCGCCAUUGCACUGGUUCUGGAAGCCGUCACUUGGGCUAUAUAUCUGAAGAGAAGGCAGAGGGAAUCCGAGAAGUCUCACCACGGUGCCAAUGGUGCAAACGGGUACGGUGUCAGGGAACAUGAGAUGCUGUAGACGACAGCGAGAGACAUGUUAUUGCACAGAGAGGGGGUCACGAGGAGAUCUCGCUGUAGAGAGAGAGAGAGAGAGAGAGAUGCUGUUGGCAGAGUGAGCAGUAGUGUUUUGAUUUGGCACACAGAGAUGCGACUACCUCAGCCAUGCUUGUGAUUUCCUCUUGGAGGAGCUACAUGUCUUUCUCUUUCUUUUUGCUUCUUCAUUGUAUUGUAGUUUCUUAUUAUGUUUGUUUGAUGUGUUAUGUAGCUUCUUGAUUCUAUUUAUCAGUUAGUUCUUCUUCCAAUUCCAA